Messenger RNA from Misgurnus anguillicaudatus (oriental weatherfish), 3247 nucleotides. RefSeq names its product sodium-dependent neutral amino acid transporter B(0)AT1. NCBI's taxonomy places the organism in Eukaryota, Metazoa, Chordata, Actinopteri, Cypriniformes, Cobitidae. Gene Ontology annotation, cellular component: brush border membrane; plasma membrane; apical plasma membrane. Gene Ontology annotation, biological process: sodium ion transmembrane transport; neutral amino acid transport; nitrogen compound transport. Gene Ontology annotation, molecular function: neutral L-amino acid transmembrane transporter activity. The record is from RefSeq and is a predicted model, not a curated record.
ACGUUUGCUUCAGAUUGAGUAGACACUGACAGGCAAAAUCCAUUCAUAAGUUAACGUUAUUUAUUAACUAACAUUAAUGAAGUUUAGUUAUUGUGCUGAGCACAGAUCAUCUGAAUAAUGAGACGUACUAAAGGUCACAGAGUUAAUGAACUGACCACAUAAACCCACGGCACAGGACAAGAAAGACAAAGACUGGACGACAAUCACGCAUAGACAAAGAUGAGGAUUAAGAUUCCAAACCCGGGUGUUGAUGAUCGGAUCCCAUCUCACGCUGAACUGGAGAAGAUCGAGGAAGAGGAGGCUGAAGAAAGACCUCAAUGGGACAACAAAACUCAAUACAUGCUGACCUGUGUGGGCUUCUGCGUGGGUCUGGGGAACGUCUGGAGAUUCCCAUAUCUCUGUCAGAGUCACGGUGGAGGAGCGUUUAUGAUCCCAUUCCUGAUUCUUCUGGUCCUGGAGGGAAUUCCACUGCUUCACCUGGAGUUUGCCAUCGGACAGAGGCUCAGGAAGGGAAGUGUUGGAGUCUGGACCGCCAUCAAUCCUUAUUUAGCUGGAGUCGGUAUCUCCUCCAUGCUGGUGUCGUUUCUGGUGGGGAUGUAUUAUAACACCAUCAUGGCUUGGGUCAUGUGGUACUUCUUCAACUCUCUUCAAGAUCCGCUGCCAUGGAGUCAAUGUCCUCUCAAUGCAAACCGAACCGGUCUGGAGUCAGAAUGCACUGAGAGUUCAGCGGUGGAUUAUUUCUGGUACAGAGAGACUCUGAACAGCUCAGCGGCGAUCGAGGACUCCGGUGGUCUGCAGUGGUGGCUGGUGUUGUGUUUGCUUUGUGCUUGGACCGUGCUGUACAUCUGCUGUAUUCGAGGAAUCGAAACGACAGGAAAGGCCGUGUACAUCACCUCCACGUUACCUUACGUUGUCCUCACCAUCUUCCUGAUAAGAGCGUUGACUCUUAAAGGCUCUCAGAAUGGAAUCAGGUUCCUCUUUACUCCAGAUGUUAAUGAGUUAAUGAAACCAGGAACCUGGCUGGACGCUGGAGCUCAGGUGUUGUUCUCCUUCUCUCUGGCGUUUGGUGGUCUCAUCUCAUUCUCUAGUUACAACCCUGUUCAUAAUAACUGUGAGCGAGAUGCCGUGACGAUCUCCGUUAUCAACGGCCUCACGUCUGUGUACUCCGCAACUGUUAUUUACUCCAUCAUCGGCUUCAGGGCCACUGAGAAAUAUGACGACUGUCUUAACAGGAACAUCCUGACGUUGCUAAAUGCGUUUGAUCUUCCUGAGGGACACAUCACAGAGAGAAACUACGCUCAAGUUCUCCAGAAUCUCAACAUGACAUCACCAGACCUCAUUCAGGAGCUCAACAUGAAGACCUGUGACAUGCAGACUCUUCUCAGUGAGGGAGUGGAGGGCACAGGUUUGGCCUUCAUCGUCUUCACCGAGGCCAUCACUAAGAUGCCCUUCGCUCCUCUGUGGGCCGUCCUCUUCUUCAUCAUGCUCUUCUGUCUGGGUCUCUCCACCAUGUUUGGCAACAUGGAAGGUGUGGUGGUGCCGCUACAAGACCUGAACAUCCUUCCUAAAACAUGGCCGAAAGAACUGUUCACCGGUCUGACCUGUCUGCUGUCGUUCACGAUGGCUCUGAUAUUCGUCCAGUCCUCCGGUAACUACUGGCUGGCUCUGUUUGAUGGAUUUGCCGGCUCGAUUCCUCUUCUGGUGAUCGCACUCUGUGAGAUUAUUGCUGUUGUUUACAUCUAUGGGAUUGACAGGUUUAACAAAGACAUUGAGUUCAUGGUUGGCCACAAGCCCAAUCUUUUCUGGCAGAUCACCUGGCGAUUUCUCAGUCCGGUCAUCAUCUUGGUCAUUCUCAUCUUCUACUUCUUCACUAUAGUCAGAAAACAGCUCACGUAUAAUGUCUGGGAUCCUCAUUGGAUUCAUUUCCCAACACUUAAAACAGCAACAUAUCCUGACUGGAUCAGUGGCAUCAUCUUCAUAUUGGCUGGAGUUCCCAGUCUGGCGAUCCCUGGAGUCAUCAUCUAUAAAUGUCUGUGGAAACGAUUACGUUCAAGGAAACAUGAACAGAAAGAAGAGAUUGACAACUGCAAAACACUUCACAUUACUUUAAAGACAUUCAAGUGAAGAAAUACAUUUCUGAUCUGGUUUUAGAUUUCUGAGGAAUUUAAACACGAAGGAAAAUUUUAAAACAGACAUAUCAGCCUAUAAAUGCAUUUUUCAUCAGAUUACAACCUGACAAUCAAAAAUGAUAGAUUAUACAGAUUAUAUUCUGGUAGAUCUCAUACUGUGUGAUUAUUUUAAGUUUGUACGCUCUGCACUAUUAAGACCUUUAAGAAAGAAUCAUUUGAAACAAGAAAAAAGCUAAACUAUCCAUAUCAGUAGACGUCUAAGCAAUUGAAUAUCGCUAUCAGCACAGAUGUUUUGUAUUUGUGCAUCUCUACUAAUAAACAGCCAUGGAAAAAAAUUAAGAGACCACUUUAAGAUUAUUUUCAGUUUUUCUAAAAUAACUAUUUAUAGGUAUGCGUUUAAUGCAUUUUUUGUUUCAUUAUGUCAACUGUGGACAACAUUUCUGCCAAAUUCCUAAUAAAAAAUUUUUAUUUGCAGAACAAUGAAACCGGACUAACUAACAAAAAGAUGCAAUGUUUUCAGAAAUUGAAAACUGCAAAGAAAACACAUUUAUAUUCAUUUUUAAACAACAUUCGUAUUAUGUUUAUUCUAUGAGUGAUUCAAAAAUGAUAUUUGAUGGAAUAAUCCUUUUACAUUUGCUGUUUAUGUCACGUCUGAGGUUUGCUUUUGUUGGAAUUCGGCAGACACUGGACAGAAAUGUUUACAAUACAUAUAGAAAGGAUGAUAAAAAAGAAGAGAGAGACGAAGAUAUUUAUAAUUUAAAGGAUAACGUACAGUCAGCUAGUCAUAAUAAACCUUGACUUAUAUUUCCUGUAUCAGUCUGCAGGAGUUCAGUGUUGAUAAUUCAGUAUAUUACACAGCUACUGUACACUGCAGUCCUCAUUAUAUUUUUGUAUGAAUGAAGAACGUUGCUAUUGUCCAAUCACAAUAAAGUAUUUCAGAAGACUGUAAUGUACUAGUGAAAAAAAACUCUUACUGGAAUAGUUUAUCUUAUCUUUCACUAAUAAAUUAAUCAUUGUCACAUUCUUCUGAAAUGUUAAGCUGCAUGUCAUUAAAGUCUCUGUGUGACGAGGAAAGAGCUGUGAAAAUAAUACUUUUACAAUUCUCCUGUGUUACAAAC